UUUCAGAGAUGAUUAUUCUCAUUGUGUUGCUGAGUUUUGCUGCUGUGUUACAACAACCUGCUUCAAAAGCACAUGCAGUAGGAAUUGGACCAGCUGAGCGAAAGCAGAUUCUUGACAAGCACAAUGCCCUGCGGAGAGGAGUGCAGCCGACUGCAAGCAACAUGCUGAAGAUGGGAUGGAAUUCGGCUGCUGAAGCGAAUGCAAAACGCUGGGCAAACAAUUGUCAAUUUGGUCACAGCCCAAGCAACCAAAGAGUUGCCGAUGGAAUCUCAUGUGGUGAAAAUAUAUUUGCAUCAUCUCACGCCACUUCAUGGAAUGACGUGAUUCAAGUUUGGUACGACGAGGUGAAAGAUUUCAAGUACGGUGUUGGAGCAGUCCGUCCAGGGGCCGUAACUGGUCAUUACACUCAGGUGGUUUGGCACAAGUCUCACCUAAUUGGUUGUUAUGAUGCCUAUUGUCCUCAAAGCUCCAUGAAAUACCUCUACGUUUGCCAAUACUGUCCUGCAGGGAACAUAAUGGGAUCACUUCAAACCCCCUAUAAGUCUGGAUCACCUUGUGGGGACUGCCCUGGCUCAUGUGACAAUGGAUUAUGCACCAAUCAUUGAAAAUAUACAGAUAAGAACAUCAACUGUGAAGCUGUAGUGAAAGCACAAGGAUGCAAUAACAAGGAAAUUAUGCA
Messenger RNA from Lacerta agilis (Sand lizard), 679 nucleotides. Its product is annotated as cysteine-rich venom protein pseudechetoxin-like. The coding region runs from base 9 to 605 and encodes 198 amino acids. NCBI's taxonomy places the organism in Eukaryota, Metazoa, Chordata, Lepidosauria, Squamata, Lacertidae. The transcript has 7 exons. The record is from RefSeq and is a predicted model, not a curated record. Gene Ontology annotation, cellular component: extracellular region.